AUGGCUGAAACAGAAGAUAAAAGAAAAUACAAUGGUAAACAUUUAACCAAAAAAGCAAGAGAAGAAAGAGAACAUGAUGAUCAAGAUGCUAAAAAAGAUGAUAAAAAAGAAAACAAAAAGCAACAAGAAAAGAAACGUGAUGAUGAAGAUUCUAAAAUAGAUGAUAGAAAAGAAAGAAAAAAACAACAAGAAAAAGGACAUGAUGAAGCAACUGCUGAAAUUGAUGAUCGUAAAGAAAAAGAAGAAAAUAAAGAAUUUGAAGAUUUAUUAGAAACAACUGCAGGUGAUGAUGAUAAAAAGGGAUCAUCUGAUGGUAAAAGAUCAAAAUCAAAAUCAACUGGUAAAGAACCAAGUAAAAAGAAAACUAAAAGAAGAAAUUAUGAUGAUGAAGAUGAUAAAAAAUCAAGUUCUAAAAAUGGAGGAAAAGAUGAAGAAGAUGAAGAUGAUGAAGAAGAUGAUGAAGAAGAUGAAGAUGCAGAUGAAAAUGAUGAUGAUAAUGAAGAUGAUGAUGAUGAAGAUGAUGAAGAUUUAAAAGGAGAAAUUGAAGAUGAUGAUGAAGAAAAAGAUCCAUUAGUUGAAAUUGAUCAAAGUAAUAUUAUUAAAGGUAAUAAAAGAACAAGAGGUAAACAAAUUGAUUUUAAUGAAACUGCUGAAAAAUUAGAUAAAGAAAAUGGUAUAUUAGCUGAUAAAAAUGAAGAAGGUGAAACUGUUCCUGCUGAAAAAGAUGAAGCUGGUGAUGAAAAUUUAGAUGAUGAUGAAGAAGAUUAUGAAGAAGGUCAAGAAGCUUAUGAUGAAGAAGAAACUGAAGCAGUUGAAGUUUAA
Molecule: messenger RNA, 822 nt
Organism: Lodderomyces pseudojiufengensis
Lineage: Eukaryota; Fungi; Ascomycota; Pichiomycetes; Serinales; Debaryomycetaceae
Product: histone H2A.Z-specific chaperone CHZ1
Exons: 1
Coding region: 1-822 (273 amino acids)
Source: RefSeq, a predicted model, not a curated record